UUUCUAUAAUCAGGGACUAAUAAUACUGCAGGUUCUCCUGGAAUUGCUUUUCUUUAGAACUGUCACUCACUGAAUAUUUUCCUUACGGCCAUCUGACGUGCAAGCGUGCAUUUAGAGAAGGUUACACAACGGUUCUUUCUCUUUAGAGCGGCUCUAAACCCUCCGAGUCUCCGCUAGUAACAAACAAUCUAUACUCACCCCUAUCUAUCUACACACCCUCUCUAACAGCACACAACACCCCGAACUCAACAUGGCCACUACCACCGAAGACCCCAUCAAACUCACAUACCAAGGCCGUCUGGCAAUCAUCACCCUCAACCGGCCCAAGAAACUCAAUGCCCUAGACGGAGACCUCUACUACCUCCUCGGCGAACGUCUCCGCGAAGUAGACAAGCGAGAUGACAUCUUCAUCACCAUCCUCACAGGUUCAGGACGCUACUUCUCCGCCGGCGCGGACGUAAACUCCUCCCGCCCCGGCGGCGGCCUCGGCACCUCCGCACGGCGCGACCUCGCCCGGUCUUUCGUAAUAAACAACUACGACAUCACACACACCUUCGCGCACCACUCAAAGAUCCUCAUCGCCGCGCUCAAUGGCCCCGCCGUCGGUCUCUCUGCGGCCCUCAUCGCCCUCGCGGACUUCAUCUACGCCGCGCCGCACACCUUCCUUCUCACGCCAUUCGCCUCGCUGGGCCUCGUAGCGGAGGGCGGGUCGUCGCGGGCGUUCGUGGAGCGUCUGGGCAUCGCGAAAGCCAACGAGGCGCUUAUAAUGAGUAAGCGGAUUACGUGCGAGGAGUUGGUGGCGGCUGGGUUCGUGAAUAAGGUGUUUACGGCGCCGAGUGGGAAGAGCGAUGAUAGUGAGGGGUUCUUGGGGCUGGUGUUGCAGGAGGUGGAGGAGAGGUUGGGGUUGCAUUUGAAUCAGGAGAGUUUGCUCAAGAUUAAGGAGUUGAUUAGACGGCCCGAGAGGGAGGUGCUGGAUCGCCAGAAUGGGUUGGAGGUUUUUGGGGGGCUCGAAAGGUUUCUUAGUGGGGUGCCGCAGGAGGAGUUUAGGAGGUUGGCGAGUGGGGAGAAGAAGCAUAAGUUGUGAGACAUUGGGUUGGGUUGAAGGGUAUAUAGUGAGUGGUCGUAGUACAUAGGGGAUAGAUGGUUUGUGGAGCAUAGAAGGUAGAGAGGUGGAGGAGGUUAAUGCGAGUAUCACUUUUAGUA
This is a messenger RNA of Aspergillus welwitschiae, 1203 nucleotides long. RefSeq names its product dodecenoyl-CoA isomerase. Lineage: Eukaryota; Fungi; Ascomycota; Eurotiomycetes; Eurotiales; Aspergillaceae. The transcript is spliced from 2 exons. Gene Ontology annotation, cellular component: peroxisomal matrix. The record is from RefSeq and is a predicted model, not a curated record. The coding region runs from base 251 to 1084 and encodes 277 amino acids. Gene Ontology annotation, biological process: fatty acid beta-oxidation.